UGCAGGUCAUGGUGCGUUAAAAUUAAAAUGGCUACUGUACUGUCUCCGAGGCAAUGUGAUAGCAAUCCUGCAACACCUGGAACACACUCUUUAAGGGAUGACACUGAAGAGAAUUCUAGCGACAGCAGCCAGGCACCCAAGAGACGUAGAAUGGGUUCCGGUGACAGCUCGAGGAGUUGUGAUACUUCAAGCCACGAACUUGGACCAACAUAUUUCCCUGCUGAAAACCUGACAGAGUACAAAUGGCCCCCAGAUGAUACAGGAGAAUACUAUAUGUUACAGGAGCAAGUUAGCGAGUAUUUAGGAGUCACCUCAUUCAAGAGAAAAUAUCCAGAUUUGGAAAGAAGAGACUUAUCUCACAAAGAAAAACUUUACUUGAGAGAGCAAAAUGUAAUCACAGAGACACAAUGUACUUUAGGGCUUACUGCUUUGCGCAGUGAUGAGGUAAUUGAUUUGAUGAUUAAGGAGUACCCAGCCAAACAUGCGGAGUACUCAGUUAUCUUACAAGAGCGGGAGCGCCAAAGAAUCACUAAGGAGUAUUCAGUAAGCACUCUGAGUGCUCAAAUGCAGCAGCAAAAUCCUCAGAAGGUUGAAGCUAGCAAAGUGCCAGAGUAUAUCAAAAAGGCUGCUAAAAAGGCAGCUGAAUUCAACAGUAAUUUCAACAGAGAGCGUAUGGAGGAAAGAAGAGCCUAUUUUGAUCUUCAAACACAUAUAAUUCAGGUACCUCAAGGGAAAUACAAAGUUCUCCCACAAGAAAGGACCAAGACAGGGCCAUAUCCUGUGGCCCUCAUCCCCGGACAGUUCCAGGAAUACUACAAAAGGUAUUCCCCAAACGAGCUGCGCUAUCUGCCCCUGAACACGGCUCUGUACGAGCCCCCACUGGACCCUGAGCUGCCAGCCCUGGACAGCGAUGGAGACUCGGACGAUGGCGAAGAGAACAAGGGAGCAGACGGAAGGAAAACCAAAGGCUCCUCCGACAGCUCAUCUGGGAACACAUCGGAUGGAGACAGCCAGGACAGCGGUAUCCACUCCAAAGGCAAGAGCAAGGACCGGCUAGGCACCCAGAGCAAAGAUGCCACCCCUCGCUCCUUCCAACACAAAUCUGUCCCUGGGUACAAGCCUAAGGUCAUUCCCAAUGCUAUAUGUGGCAUAUGCCAGAAGGGUAAGGAGUCCAACAAGAAGGGCAAACCAGAGGCACUCAUCCACUGCUCCCAGUGUCAGAACAGUGGUCACCCGUCGUGCUUGGAUAUGAGCACUGAGCUGAUGGCGCUGAUAAAGACCUACCCGUGGCAGUGCAUGGAGUGCAAGACAUGCACCGUGUGCGAGCAGCCCCACCACGAGGAGGAAAUGAUGUUCUGUGACAAGUGCGACCGUGGCUUCCACACCUUCUGCGUGGGCAUGGACUCUAUUCCCCUGGGGUGUUGGGUAUGUGAUUGCUGCAACAAGGAUUUCUUCUCGCCUAAGAAAAAAGGAACAGCAAAAACACCUAAAAAAUUGAAGUGACUAUAAAUGGAGAUGAUGGUCAGCUGCACUUUUUUAACACACUUUUUUUUUUUUUCUUCAUUUGACUGAGAGACCAGUAAUCCCAUCAUGUAGUUUGUGGGUAUAUCUGUGUGUGUGUGUUUUGUUUUCUCUCUCUAGUUUUGUUUUUGUUUUAUACAGCUAUUAAGCUAUGGCCUAUGAUGACUGUUUUUACAUUUUUACAAUUUGUACAAUAAAGUGCAAAAUGGCAGAUUCUCCUUUUAAA
Electrophorus electricus (electric eel) is the source of this 1747-nucleotide messenger RNA. It is a transcript of the gene phf10, whose product is annotated as PHD finger protein 10. Gene Ontology annotation, cellular component: npBAF complex. The record is from RefSeq and is a predicted model, not a curated record. NCBI's taxonomy places the organism in Eukaryota, Metazoa, Chordata, Actinopteri, Gymnotiformes, Gymnotidae.